AUGGUAGAGGAAAUGAUGAGCAUGGAUGUGCUGAGCCGUACGACGAUUCCGGCAAAUUUUUUUUCGUACAAGAGAGGACAGAGGAGGCUGUAUCCGAGGUACGCACUGUUGAGUAUCAGCAAUGUGGGAAGCAGGGAAAGUGCAAGCCAGUAUGUGGGAAACGGGGUGCUGUGCUACAAAGUUAACAAGCAAGGAGAAGCGCGAGCAGUGCAUGGAGUGAUAACGAAAGUGCAUGGGAUGUCUGGAGCGGUGCGUGCAAGAUUUACAAGGAAUCUUGAUUCGCAAGCGCUUGGAACACAGGUAUUUGUGAAGCUUUACAAGGUUGAAGCUGAGGAGAUAUAA
Messenger RNA from Ordospora colligata OC4, 342 nucleotides. Its product is annotated as ribosomal protein L35Ae. Gene Ontology annotation, molecular function: structural constituent of ribosome. Bases 1 to 342 code for a protein of 113 amino acids. The transcript has a single exon. Gene Ontology annotation, cellular component: cytosolic large ribosomal subunit; ribosome. The record is from RefSeq and is a predicted model, not a curated record. Lineage: Eukaryota; Fungi; Microsporidia; Ordosporidae. Gene Ontology annotation, biological process: ribosomal large subunit biogenesis; cytoplasmic translation.